This is a messenger RNA of Cryptotermes secundus, 7357 nucleotides long. Its product is annotated as protein Skeletor, isoforms D/E. The record is from RefSeq and is a predicted model, not a curated record. The coding region runs from base 13 to 4872 and encodes 1619 amino acids. The transcript is spliced from 14 exons. Lineage: Eukaryota; Metazoa; Arthropoda; Insecta; Blattodea; Kalotermitidae.
CACAACGGAGCGAUGUGGGGUCGUACGGUGCUGCUCUCUAUCGCCGUCUUUCUCGCAACAGCAAAGUUAUCGACUGCGCAAGCCCCCGGUUACUAUGGCAAAUACAUAGGCAAGCUCAAGACACUUCAUCACAGUGUGACCGGCGAAGUGUUUGCAGUGGACGCCCGAACACUGCAUAUAAGAGAUUUCACAUAUGACGGGGAAGGGCCAGCGGCCUUCUUCUAUGCCGGCAAUUCGAAGGCCCCAAGCGCUUCUGGCUUCAGGAUAAAUGACGAGAGAGGAUCGCCGCAGCCCUUACAGCGGUACGUGAAGAAACACGUGACAAUAACACUUCCGGACGGAAAGACACUGCACAACAUCAAGUGGUUUUCAGUUUGGUGUGACGAGUUCUCGGUUAAUUUCGGAGAUGUUAAGAUACCCAAAAAUUUGGACUAUCCCAGGCCUCAGAAGAUAGACCAACUCAACGGGGUUCACCUUGUCUCCUCUGACCCCAUCGUGGUAGUGGACGCCCAGACUCUACUUAUACCCAACUUCUCUUACGACGGAGAAGCUCCUGAUGCGAAGUUCUGGGUGGGCAGAGGAAACAGACCCAGCCCUCAAGGUAUCAGAGUGCCUGACGAGAACGGAAAGGAAGUGCCAUUACGUCGAUACGACCGCAAGACGAUCGUCUUGACCCUGCCAGGAGAUCUCACGGUGUUUGAUAUUGGCCACUUCGGUGUUUGGUGCGAAGCAUUUACUGUGGACUUUGGCCACAUCCGCAUCCCGUCCGGACUCAACGUGCCACCAUCACUCAAGAUGCUCGGAGUAGCGCCACAGUCGAAGCUGAACUGCGAGGUACUGUGGGACGAGCUUGCGUUUGAGGUGCGCUGGGCCGUGGCAGGAGACAGCGUGGUCAUGCAGCUCGUCAGUAAACUCGAGGAUGGAGAGUACAUGUCGUUUGGUUUGUCCGGUGAUGACGCUCGCAGUAAGAUGAUCGGUGGUGAUGUCGUUGUGGCGUGGGUGGACAAGACUACGCUUAAAGGAUACGCUGAUGACUACUUCCUGGAUUCGAAGUCACAGUGCGCCGGCACCAGAGGCAGCUGCCCCGACGAAAGGCUCAGGGAGAACACGGGAAACGUGCGGUUGCUGAACGCCGCAAUGGUGAACGGCUAUUCCAUCGUGACGUACCAGCGACCACUGAAGGCACAGGACGAGCUGGAUAUCGAUAUUGUUCCGAACAGCACCCAGCCCAUCAUCUGGGCGAUUGGGCCUCUCAAUUCCAGGAAUGAAGUUUCUUACCACAGCCUCGCGAAUAAGAGAGAUGUGCUACUGAAUUUUGGACGAGCACCCAAAUGGAACUGCCCCAUCCCUGAGACUGACUCUACCCCCGCUGCUGCCGCGGCACGUCCGUCAUCCGAGCAUCAGGCGCCUGAACAGCAACUGCGUUCAUCCGCAGAGCCCACAGCCCGGAACAGGACCCGCACCACAUACAGCGCACAGGCCACACCAGCCCCGGCCCCCAAGACCGAUGCGUGGGAAAUACCAGCCAUCCAGUGCUAUGAGCCGGAGGAUGGCAUCUUCUAUGCGCAAAUGGGCCCCACGGGGGGCAAGCACGGGUACCCGGCCAUCACAGGUCACGUGGGUUGGGGUAUCUCCUGGUACAUUAACGGUCUUUUGAUACCCGAGAUCAACGUAGUACGCGGGAAGACCUACACUUUCGUGGUCGAGGGAGGACUCGACCCUGAGACCCCUGCAAGAUACCAUCCAUUCUACAUUACAGACGACCCCGUAGGAGGCUACGAACACAAGACUCCGGAAGAAAGAACGGCUGUUCGGAUUUUUGCCGGAGCGCGGCAGAAUCGUCGUGGUGACGUGUACCCCACCGGGACUGGAAGGCUCUGCAACUGGAAAUCUGACCCCAAUCAGCCUCCUGCAGACGAAUUCGCAUCCUUUGGUGCCUACCAGAGAACCUUGACGCUGGAAUGUGACCAGGGAGAGCCGGGAAUCGUGCAGUGGACGCCAGAUAAGAACACACCAGACACUGUGUACUACCAGUGCUUUACACAUCGCUAUCUGGGAUGGAAGAUCAAUGUGUUAGACACCUGCGAUGCAACACCAGCUGCCAGCAACCCAAUCCCUCUUCGCGUGCCAGCAAGUGAGGAAGAUUUAGAGGACAGUGAAGACGACGAUGAAGAAGGGGAGUUACAGUCCAGACCAAGCAUUCAGGUUUCAACUCGAGUCAAGCCAAAUGGUGUGUAUUUCAACAUGAAGGACAACUUUUCGAAACAGACAGAGCACAAGUACAUCCCGCUGAAGGAGUUCGCUAAUCGUCCAUCUGACACUCAGCAUAACUUCCACCAGGACUUUCCUUUCUUGUACGAGCCCAUCACAACAACUAGAUCUGUUGUACUGGAUGAAGGGAAUAUCAGAAAUGCGUUACUGCCACCUCCAGUUUUGCUGAAAGACCCAACAUACAGUACACAAUACACUGGACAGGUACAAAAUGCAAGCAACGAUAAUCCAGUCGCCCAAGCCCUGGUACGUGAUAGUUACUUCCCGCAGACAAUACCAGUCAAGGACAGUGAUGCAAUAUGGGUGAAGACCCGCCACUCAGCCGACAAAACAAAUCCUUCUGGGCUUAAUAUUCAGCCUCCACAAGAAACUCCAGUUUCAUCCAUACAAGUAAUUCCUUCUGGACCUGUUAUCCAAAAUGUACAACAGAACUUUACAGCACCUGAACCACAGCAGCCAGCCACAGAGGUCACUGUGGAUCCCAAGAGGAAGCCUGUUCUGCAUGCCACGACACCGCUACCCGUAAUCAGCUUCUCUUUAGUAUCGGACUCCAAGCAGGCACCAGAUGUUGAGGCCUCAGCGACUUCCUCCGUCAAUGUGACAUCAGAAAACAGGCUGACGUCUGGGGAUAUCCAGGUCAAGGUGCCUGUGAUCCCCAUAGCACUGACUCCCGGAAUGAUAAACCUCCACACAACCAGGAUCCCCCAGGGGUACGGGCGCAUACCUGUGUUCCCUCAGAUUAUGUUCCAGCGUCCUAUGCAGCCCUAUAACUUCAUGUCACAUCUUCGUCACCCAGUGCCACAUAGGGGUUUCCACCGCCCCCCUGUCAGCGUGUACCACCCCCAAUAUGCAACAUCCGCAUCCAAUCAGCAUAAUUUUAUCAUAAAGAAGCCAUAUUACCGGCCAACUCCCAGACCCAUGACCAUUACACCACAGUUUCACCUCCCCAUUGGAAAGACACGUAUCCCGCUACAACAGAGUUCCACAUCCAUCAAGACCUACCAUUUCACUCUGGCACCAUCCAUCCAGACCCUCAAGCUCCGCAAAGUGUCCUCCACCACGUCCACCAGCACUACGACUCCCUUACCUGCCCCAACACAGGCUCCCAAUCUCAUUCAAGAUGGAGCAGCAACCAUCAAGCCCUCUCCAUCCAUCCCCCCAUCGGAUGUGGUUAUGCUGAAGCCACUCAACUCCAACAUCCCUGUAGCCAUCAACACUGGCUUCAACCCUCAUUCUGUAGUUGUUGAAGGUGGGUUCAAGCCCAUCAUUACAAGCAAGAAUGUGGAAGCGCAAGACAGAUCUGUGGUAGAUGAAGAAGUGCUGGAGGUUAAGGAGAAGCCAGAAGCUAGCACCAACAAAACAGAGGAGGCAAUAGUAGAGGAGCUGGCCUCGGAAAUUGUGGCAGUCAUCGCGGAGGAGGAGAGGAAGGACAACCCAUUUCAAGGACAAGAGCCCGAGAUGUUCGAACCUAUGUUCAUUCCGUCACCCCCAGACAGGAAUGCCGCACAGAACAGCUCUGACAUCAAGAAGCCAAUUCUGGCAGAGGAUCUAACGCCACCUGUGGCCCACAUGAACCACCGACACAGCCUACAGCCAAGCAGAAAGAAUGUGUACCCCUUCAUGAUGAUACGUCCGCGCCCUGGACUAGCGCGUCGCCCUCUGUAUCCCAGCAACAUUGUGCCACCCUUCCGCAUCCCAGUCAGAGGUGGAUCCCCCACAUUUAGGUACCAGCAGGCUGAUGACUACACUGAAGACGAGACUCCAAUGGCAGCUGAGCGCAUGGACAGCUACCUUCCACCGAUCGAUAGCUCUAUCCCUUCAGGAGUUGCAGUCACCUAUGACGGCAAAUCCGUUGCAUCAAUUCCCCCUGCACCGAUUGCUAUCAAGAACAUCCGAGUCCCACUUGGAACAGCAGAUUUGAUCAGAGGAAUGCCACAAUUUGCACCAUUCCAGGGGGAAAUACCACCACCUGUGCCCGAUGUGAUUAGCCCAGAGAAUAUUCCUCAGCUUAGCAAAGAAAACCAACAGCAAGCACAGACACUGCCAGAACAGUUCAAACGGCAGAACGAUGCAUUUCCACACCCUCCACCAAUUGAAAGAACUCAGCUUCUUUUGAUUCAGCAAGACAGUGAGGAACUUAACUCUGACAGCUCAGAGAUCAAAGAGGUAACGACAGCAAGCAAGGGGAACAAGCUCAAGAAACAAACUAUUAAAAAACCUGUAAGCAUCAAAGAGGAAGGCGAAAUCAUGAGCACAGUAGAUGACAGGUGGCCAUUCUCUACCAACCUGGAAGGUGUGAAGCAAAUGGAAGAAAGUACAAUUACAAUUGCAGAACUUGAUGGAACUACACUCAAACAAACAGCAGAUCAGUCACCAAUUCAGCCAGCAGAACGCAGGGAAAGGAGGUCAGCACAUCAUGAGCCUGGACAUGUUGGUUAUGAUUAUCAGCAUUCUGGUCAUGACCAUUCCAGUCAUCAGAAUUCAGCCCACAACCAUUCUAAUUACCAUGACCACUCUCAGCACAAACAAAGUAGGGCAACUUCUGUUACAGUUUCUUCAGUUCUCUUGAUAUUAAGUCCCAUUGUCAUAAAUUAUCUCUGAGAAAUGCUAAUUCUUAUGACAAUCUGAAGUUUAGAGUUGGAACUGUAACAUGACAUCUGCUGUUCUUAAAUUUUAGUCUUCAUGUAAGGGUGACCACAUACUAACAAUAGAAGAUAGGAAUAAAAUGUACUUGAGUCACAAAUAAGAAAUAUGAAACACUGAAAGCAAUCCCUUUCACUUCAUUGUUUAUGUUCACUUUUAUCAUAACACUGUUACAAUAAAAGUAUGAUAAAUAGUUCUAUUAAUUCCAAAAUACUUCCACUGAAAUAAUUUAACAGUAGUCUUGACAUAUUUUGAAAAAGUAACCGCUAAAUACAAAAUCAUUAAGUUAAAACUAAUGAUUAGAUUGCUAUUUCCAUUUGCCGGGUUUCAGAACUUAUUACCAGCCGAGGUUUAGCAUUAAAAAUUAUAUAUUUAAUACGUGACUUAUAAUAAAAGAAAUGGGAAUAGCCCUUUCAAAACAGGAUGCCUUCACAGUGACGAUGUUUCUUAAAUGUACUGAAUGUCACCCAACAUUCUUUUUCCAUAUGAAAAUGCUUAGAAGAAAGGCAAUGUCCAAUCACAGGAGACUGAAAAUGACAACAGUACUAUGACCAUGCUUAAAGUAAUGCAGAAAAAAAGACAAAAUUUAUAAUCAUGAAUUAACAUAGAAACUCUAAACUUCUGAAGGAUUUCCAUCCCUACCAACAAUAAUCCUAACUCUAACAAUGUCAAAGCUCAAUUCUAUUUUUAUAUGAAAUUAUAUUCCUAGAUAAAAAUGAAUGCUGCCAAAUCAUACCAUCACUAAACUUAUCAACACUUUACAUAACAUAUGUUUUUCUUACUGUCAGACACUGAAUGAAAUCAGUCAGCAGCUGAUGGCAGAAGCAUACAAAUGUAUGAUGUAUGUAGAUAUUGCAAGCAGUAAUCUUUUUCUGCUGCUGUGCAUAUUUUGUACCAUUUUCAGCAAAUCUAUUAUUUUAAAAGAAAAUCUACUGUACAAAAAAAGUGGAGGUAAUUAUGUGAAUAUACAUAUUGUUAUACUUUGUACAUAAAUAUAUACAUAUAUAUGUAAUUGAAAUAAUAAAACUUUGUUAAGGAGUGGAAUGUCUCGCUGCAUUGUCUAAAUUAACUUUGUGGUCAAUAAUCAGAUCGUCAAGAAAUUUCCUGCUUUCUUUGAACCUGAAGGCUUGUUAACUGUGUUCAAGAGUCUACCAUUGUACCUUAUCAUUAGAUAGAUUAACCAAGCCAUCUUAAAACCUUUCUCUAUGAUACACUUUAAUAUUACAUGAGCAUCUAUGCCUAAUUGAUUCAAUGCUGUCACUGCAAUAGCUCAGAUGGUAUAGUGACUAGGCUCUAAAAUAAAACACAACAGCAAUUUUCAAAUGGAUGCAUGAAACAUUCACAUGACUAGCAGAACCAUGUGUGAAAAUGAAUGGAAGUCAUUUUCAUCAUUUUUGUAAGGAAUGUGUUAUAGCUAAUAUAAUGUGUCAAUGACCUUUGGAGCAGAAAAUGGGACAGUGAGAGUGAAUCCUCUCUUGUCCACACAUCACACUGUCAUUCUAAUGAUAAUUUUACCUCCUUUUGUUUUAUGUAUUUUCAUCUGUUGUGCCAGUAAUUACAAUUCAAAACCAGACCUCUGAAACUAAUUUAGAACAUUAAACUGUUAAAGUGAACCUAAUGAUAGUUAUGAUGAUUUGCUGUUCAAAGGAAUCUAUGCUUCAGUCCAGUCACAGCUUCAAGAAACAAAUAUAAAAUGAUAAAAUGACUGUAAACACAGCAUACCUCUAUAUAUGUGAGGGAUACAAUCCUGACAUGUUUGUGAAUAUCAAAACUCACAAAUAAGGUCAUGAUAAGUAUAUGUAUAAACACUUUUAAUGAAUCAUGCAUGCCUUUUUUCUCUUCCUAACUUUUACACUUUCAUGUACAUUACUAAAAUUAUUUGUCUUUCUAUUGGGAGGCAUGGGAGGGUGAGAGAUGGCAAAAAAAACACUACUAGUAUAACAGCGAGGUAUGGGCUGAAGCAGACUGUGACAUGACAUGAACUGGUUAGAUGCUAAGUAGCUGGACAAGGCUUGCAAAGAAAGUUCACACUAAUACAUUAGUGGGAGUUAGCUGAAAAUAGUACAUUCAUAUGUGCUGAUUGCAUAUGCAUAUUUUAUGGCAACUUUCUUUCCCUUUUACUACACAAAUUAUGCAAUGUUCCAAUUUUAUAUAAAAAAACUAGUGCAAUACCCAUUGAAAAUUCAAUCGAAAGUCUUCUCAUUAGUUAUGUAAACUAAAUGUUAUUGGUAUAUACAGAUUCAAUAAAGUUUAAAUACAACAUUUAUCUGUAAAUACUAACACAAAGAAAUAAUACAUACACAUACAUAGGGUGGAUGAAACAUAUUUAGCACUUGUGCAAUUUUAACCGUAUACAAACAUAGGCCAUGAUUCUUUCAGCACUUAAACAGAUGAGCCUCAGAGGCAAACACAUACAGACACUGGACUCUGACAAGUACAUAUA